Molecule: messenger RNA, 4076 nt
Organism: Emericellopsis atlantica
Lineage: Eukaryota; Fungi; Ascomycota; Sordariomycetes; Hypocreales; Bionectriaceae
Exons: 2
Coding region: 94-3942 (1282 amino acids)
Source: RefSeq, a predicted model, not a curated record
GUUCAUUGACCCGAUCGGACGACUAAAGAUUCGAUCAAUCAUAGUCACAAUCGCCAAGUCUCCCAGAGGUUUCCUCUGACCAUCUUCUUCACCAUGGGAGCACCAUCUCCCGAGAUGGCUCGAUCGCCUACCUCGUUCGCUUCCCCAAGGCUACCACGAUCAAGGACGCAAAGUAUAUCCAGCGACCGACCGUCGACCAUUGGACAGGGCUUAGUCUCCCCGCCUCAGUCUGUUUCGCCCGAAGCUGCCUUCAUUGCUGCCUCUGCUGCAUCACAGAUCGUUACGAACGAUUACGAUAGCCACGCAGACUCGUGGUAUGAUGACAAUGGCAUGCUUCCCUCAGGCGAGACUGCUUUAGUCUCCCAGGGCGCCCUGCAGCUCGUCAACAACUUCCUCGACCAGCUCCUCUUCAACUUCCUACAAGUGUCCAAGGCUACGACACUUGCCGCCCUUCGACCCGCUGUCACCGAAGUGCUCAAGCCUAAACUGGCCAAAGACGCAAUCAAUAAUGCCGACGAGGAACUGCGUGAAUACCUGGGAGGGGGCGACGAGGAUGACUUUGUUCAGCCGCAAGGGGCCGAUGCGGCUGCUCGUGACUGGGACCUGGAGCUUGUUUGGAAGCGCACACGUCUGAGGUGCAUGGUCUACUCUUCGCUUGGAGACAUGGAGGAGGAAGACGAGGAUCUCUACAUGGAACAAGAGAACCUGGAAAUUGGCGCUGAUGAGCAGAUCUCAGACGUCAUCUCACCAGCUGUUGCGAUUUUACUCACCUCUGUCCUCGAGUACAUGGGCGAACUCACUCUCACAGUUGCGGGGCAAGCGUCAUAUCACAGGCUGCGCACGGCAUUUCAGAAGGAUAUCAAGGACGGUUCGCGCCAUGCGUCAGAUAUCGGCGAGCGUAUCGUGGUGGAGGACGGAGACAUGGAGCGGGUCGCCCUCGACCGAACUCUAGGCCGACUUUGGAGGGGGUGGAAAAAGCGCAUCAGGAGCCCUACGCCCAUGGAUCUGGGCUCUCGGCCUUAUUCGAGGGCCUCCUUAGGACACAUGAGGAGUAGCAGCACUGCCACCGAUGUCCUCGUGUCGCGGACGGUCACAAGUGACGGUGAGACCGAAGUAAAACGCAACUCGGGACUCGUGGAACGGGGUGCGGAAGGCGUGGCCAAGAACGACACUGAGGCUUCGGAAGAGCCCAAGCCCUUGAUGGCAACAGAUCCUGCCGAAAUUCCGCUGCCAUGGACGGAGAACGACGUGGACGAGAUCGAGGUGCCUGGUCUGGCAUACAACAGUGACGAGGAUGACGAGGACGUGGAAGCGGAAGACCUCCCAAAAAGGCCUUUUAGCUUCAUUUUGCCCGCCUCCCUGCUCCAACAGUCUGCGACCCCCAAGAAGCAUGGGCGCUCUUCGUCGCUCCCCCGUGCCAAGCGUGCUAGGUUCCAUGCUGCCCUGGACGAGGCAAACGAGAAGGAUACAGAGGCAAACGAGGAAGCUGUGGGGCAACCGCAUCGCGAAGCAGACGUCGUCGAUGGAACUGGAGCCCCUGGGGCAUCAGAAACCGCCGAGGACGGCCAAGAGGCCAUUGGCGUUGCACAGACCACUGAUGAAAGAACCGAGAAAUCAAAGUCUUCACAGGCGGAAGAUAUGGGCACCUACGAGAGGGCGGAGAUCAUGACAUCCUCACGGGUGUCGGUGGCUAGCAGCAGCUCUUCAAACUAUGAAGGUCGCUCAAGGAAGUCGACUAGUGUGUCCUCGGCACGCAUCGUUGACGUGCCUGCGCCAAAGGCGUCCGGAUCACGUUCUCCGUCCAUCGACGCCGCGGAGAGACCUCCACGCUGGUCGAGCCACCAGCCACGCCGUAGCCAUUCACCCAGUCCUGUGGAUAGUGGUCGGGCAACUCAGGCAGCGGAUACCAAUGCUGGCGCUGCCAAUGUGACAUACCCGAUGAGACCGUCCACGGAUCGUACGAAGAAUGCAAGCACAACUUCUUCUCCGGGGUCAGGCGAGGUUUUCCAGGUCCAUACGACCAAGUCUCAUGCUCCCGAGCCUGCGGCGUCUGGCACAAGUGCACGACCCUACGCCAAGCCAUCGUCGAGUCGAGCCAUGCACAGCAACACAAAUACCAUUGAGUCGAUCCCCGAGGUCCCCUCCAAGUCUCCCAACCGACACGGCCGACAAGAGAGUCAAGCACUGAGUGAGAAGACGAUAUCGAGGGACUCGGAGGAUAUGGCCUUCAUGCCCAUCCAGUCCAAUGCCUCUCAGCGUCAGACUCACACCUCCGGGUCAUCGAGCUCGUCGCCCACUGGCCGCAUCAAGCCGGUGCGAACCUCCGAGGAACACGUUCCCACGCACGCCGAGAGCGUGGCGCGCAACUUUGAGGAGCUCAUCCAGAGCAAUCAGACAAUCACAUACACCCUCACGCCUGAGAACAUGCGUGCCAUGGACUCUCCGCGCUCCCCACACAGCUCUACUUCACCCAAGUUCCCCGACAGCAAACCUACAACAGAUCGUGUUCGAUCAUCCUCCACCACCACCGAUUACAAGGCUGCGCCAGCCUCCCGCGUGGCUGGCGGCGGUAACCAUUCCCCCAUUGACUCCACAGGCAACAGGCCAACACCCAUUGCCGUCCCCGGCGGUGGCGCCAACGCCAUGGGCAAGCCGAGUACAGUCAAGUCUCCCCUGAAGGGCACAACGAGCCCUGUCAUCACUAGCCCGGCCGCCUCCCAGUCGCCUCGAACGUCACCCCGAGUGCAUUCUGGCCUGGCCAGAGAAGCACGUGUGCCUGCGGAUUCUACCGCCGACUUUGCUGAGUUCAUAAAGUCGACAGGGCCCCCUGGGGAGUCGCGUGCACCGGCGGGUCUUCGUGCCAGUGGUGCCACUGCGGCGCCCCCAACGAUGAGCAAGACGGAAAGCAUCACCCGUCGUGUGUCUACCACGAACCGCAACCGCUAUCAGCCACGCGACGCCGCGGUUGAGGAGAAGGACGACAGCGGUGAUCUUGUCGACUUUCUUCGUCAAGGACCGCCCAGCACCAGGACCAACACCAGAGGCCCGAAACAUGGAGGAGCACCGCUGCAGACCGCCACCAUCCCCGAGGCGCGCAACAGCCAGGCAUCCACAACCGUCACCGAGCCGUCGAUCCAGUCGUCGGCCAACUCCAACACGGUGUUGUUGAAGAACAAGCCAUCGCCUGCGCAGUACAACAAGAUGUUCGACGAUGAGGAGGACAUGAUUCCCAAGCGCAAACAGAGACGCGUCCGGGAUCCCUACGCCAUCGACUUUAGCGACGAAGAGGAGGACGACGAUGACCUGCUAGGCACGCCUCAGCCUUCUGCGAGGAAACCGCCCGUGAAAAAGGAAGAGAGUCUGGCCGAGUUCCUGCGCAACUACGAGCCACCACCGGAGCCCGUCCGCGCUCCUGUCGUUCCGGACAAGGUGCCCAAGAAGAAGGCGAGCGCGCCCAGCCUCAUGGGUCGACUCACGCGCGGCCAAUUUGGCAGGGAUCGAAGCGACAGCGGCAGCGCAAAGGACAAUGGCCGCGCUGCGUCCAAGCCGACACCAGCCCCUGAGGUCCGGUCGACGAACUAUCGCGCAGAAUCCGCCUCCAGCAACGGGCCCCGAAAUGGCCAUGUGCCCAUCCAAGUCAACAUACCCACGAGCCAGAGUCACAACAACGCGUACGGGUCAUCAGAGCCGCGAGUGGAGCGACCCCGUGUUGCCUCGGCCGCUGGAUCGGGGUCUGGCAGGGUGCCCAUGAAGAAGUUUGUGCCUCGCGAACCAGUUGGUGGCGGCAGCCGCAGUGAGACCGCCGACCUGGCGGCCUUCCUCCGUGACUCGGGGCCACCUCCUGGCAUGAAGGAGCCAACGCCUGCGCAGUCUCCUCCCGCGGCUGCGGAAGGGUCAGGGUUUUCCAAGUUCCUGAAUCGCCGCAAGAAGACUCUAGCCUGAGCUUGCAGGCUUCACACUCUCAUCUCUCUCCCCCUUUCUCCUUUUAUAUCACCACUUUACUUACGGCUGAAGACUAUGCAACGACGUUUUUGUUUUUCUUCUUUCUUUCCCAUGAGGCCAUGUUUUGUAUCUUG